Culex pipiens pallens (northern house mosquito) is the source of this 2429-nucleotide messenger RNA. It is a transcript of the gene al, whose product is annotated as homeobox protein aristaless. The transcript has 5 exons. NCBI's taxonomy places the organism in Eukaryota, Metazoa, Arthropoda, Insecta, Diptera, Culicidae. Bases 430 to 1536 code for a protein of 368 amino acids. Gene Ontology annotation, biological process: regulation of transcription by RNA polymerase II. The record is from RefSeq and is a predicted model, not a curated record. Gene Ontology annotation, molecular function: DNA-binding transcription factor activity, RNA polymerase II-specific; RNA polymerase II transcription regulatory region sequence-specific DNA binding.
CGACCUGUUUCACAUCGGUGAAAAACUCGCUCUUAAGUGGCAAUUAGCAAGCGCACCCACAACAACAAAAGCAGAGAGCGAAGGUGUGAAGAGUGACUCUCAGCUCAAGAAGACUCGACGUCAGGAAACCCAAGUGCAAUAGUGACCGAGGAUUAGCGAGCCAAUUAGCUACUGAUACGGAUUCGGUAGCAGAGAAGGCGUUCGAGGAUUAGCCGGGUUCGAGUGCAAUUUCUAGAGGUCCUUGAUAGUGGAAAAGAAAGUGCGAAGAACUGCCGGAAGAGCGCCACUUCAGCAAACGUCAAGCUGUACAUGCGGUUGGCUUCGUGAGUGCUUCCCGAGAGCGCGCGGGCGCUUCAGAACCGGUCCAAAAUUUACAACAUCGCACGGCUUGCCGAUCUCGACGAGCAUCCGGCCGGCAGAGGCCAACCGAUGGGCAUCUCGGACGAGAGCAAGCUGGAGGACAUGCCGCACGAGGCGCGGCCACCCCAGGGUAGUCCGCUGGAGCGUUCCGGUUCGGAUGGCCACCAUCUGGGCCACCACCACCUGUCGCAGCACCACCCGCAUCACGGAGGGCAUCAUCAGCAGCAGAGUCACAGUCACGGCAUGAUGUCCAGUCCGGGGGGGAGUGGGGGCGGGGGUUCGAGUGGCCCCGGCGGAGAUCCAAACAGCCCGAUGUCGGACCAGCACAGCGAUGACGGCGGGGUGGACGAGUUUCAACCAAAGAGAAAGCAGCGCCGCUACCGGACGACCUUCACGAGCUUCCAGCUGGAGGAGCUGGAGAAGGCCUUCUCCAGGACGCACUACCCGGACGUGUUCACGAGGGAAGAAUUGGCAAUGAAAAUUGGACUGACGGAAGCACGGAUACAGGUCUGGUUCCAGAACCGUCGGGCCAAGUGGCGCAAGCAGGAGAAGGUGGGUCCGCAGGGCCAUCCGUACAAUCCGUACCUGACCGCCGGCGGGCAAGUUCCGUCGGCAACGGUCGUCGCACCGUCGCUACCUCCGAAUCCGUUCACCCAUUUGGGCUUCAACCUGAGGAAACCGUUCGACGCGGCCAGUUUGGCUGCGUUCCGCUACCCGACGCUAGGUGGCGGGCACGUGCUUCCGUCGGCCUACUUCAACCAGUUCCACAGGUUGGUGACUCCUCCACCGCCGCUGCUUCCGCCGGGCAUCGGUGCCAUGUACACCCCGUCGGCAUCCUUCCAGACGUUGCUGGCGAACAUUUCCGCGGCCCAGCGAGCCCCACCGGUGAUGCCCUCGAAGCCAUCCCCGCCCGGUGGCAGCGUAGUGACCAGCUCGGACUACCUGUCCCCGGUGGGGGGACCUCCUCCUCCGGCCAGUUUACCGACGCCGGCCUCGCCACCGGUUUCGCCCACCUCAGUGCCAGUAGUUCCUGCCGGAGUUCCGGCGCCCGGUUCGACGACGCCUCCCCAGGACCGGCGCAGCUCUUCGAUCGCGGCCCUCCGGCUAAAGGCCCGCGAACACGAGCUGCGGCUCGAGAUGCUCCGCCAGAACGGCCACAGUGAUAUCAUUAGCUAAGACGCUCCCGAUUCCUUACAGUGUGUUCUUUGAUAUAGCAACAUAACCUAAAAAAGAGGUUAUGCGAACGCAUGCAUUCCUUUCCGUACUAUAAACGCACUAACCUACAACAAACAAUAGUCAUAACCUUAAAACAGCAGUAACCUAACCUACUUUACUCAACUAUUCAUCCAUACCGCAAUCCGCAUUUAGUCAGAGCAAAUCCAACCCUGUGUUUGACGUUUAUGACCUUGAUCUGGUCAACAUUUACAACCCUCGAGGUGGGCAACUGUCAAACGCAGGGUUGCACCAAUAAACACCAACACAAGCAAAACAAACAGCGCUACAACAAGCUAAUCAACCGGCCAGUGUUGCCAAGGUCAUUGCAAUCUUCGAACUAAGCGUGCGUGUGCGUUGCAAACGCCCAAAGAAUCGCUCCCAGUCUUCGUUGGUCGUACUCGUUUCGUCUGUUUAAUUAAUCGAGUCCUCAUCACGUGAGCAACAACAACAACAAACAGCAGCCGGAGGGAAUCACGGUAGCGGUCGUCAUUGACAACCCGUAAAUUUAACCUGAUUUCUACUCGGGCUGCCUCGAUCACCGUGUGUGUGUUUGUGCGCUUCAUCACCAUUUGUCAUUGACAGUUUCGCAGCAACGUUCAGAAAUAUGAAAUCUCUGCGAAGGCAGCUCAGAAAGAAAAAAAGAUUGAAUGAAAUGAGAAACGCUACCAUGUCACGCAAAGUAGUGCAGACAGACGGACACGGUCAGGGACGGGAUUUGGGACCCCUUGGCCAUGUUGACGGAGUCUGUUUGUAGGAUUUGACGAAGAGAGAAAGAGUGAGAGAGAGUCAGUAAACAGUUGAUCCUGCCGCGGGGGUGAGCGGAGCAGAGAGCAAAAGAGUGGAUUUGAUUUGAA